GUUCAGGAUGCACUGCUACGAAAACUUGAUCAAUUAUCUCAGCUGUGGGAUCAUCCUGGCAGGACUGGGGCACCUGGUCCAUCACAAGAAGGCACAGACCUCCUAUGGACGCCAUAUGGGACCUUCUCCUCCUGCGAGGACAGUUCCUGCUAGACUGGCUUGGUUCCUCCAGGAGAUGCCAGCUCUCCUGAUCCCCCUGUUUCUCAUGUUCACCUCGCACAAAUCCUCCAGUAUGGGGAAGUUCUUGCUGAUCGGGACCUUUUGUGUGCACUACUUUCACAGGACAUUUGUCUAUUCACCCCUGACCAGAGGACGGCCUUUCCCACUGGGUGUGAUGGUGGCAGGAGGUUUCUUCUGCUCUCUGAAUGGUUUCCUGCAGGGACACUACCUGCUGCAUUGUGUCCAGUUUGACCAUGAGUGGUCAACUGACUAUCGCUGCAUGACUGGUUUACUUCUGUUUUAUACUGGAAUGGCCAUCAACAUACACAGCGACUGUAUUUUGCGAAACUUAAGGAAGCCAAAUGAUGUAGUAUACAAGAUUCCUACAGGAGGUCUGUUUGAAUAUGUGUCAGGUGCCAACUAUUUAGGAGAGAUCGUGGAAUGGUUUGGAUAUGCAGUAGCCACCUGGUCCCUUCCAGCACUCUCAUUUGCUUUUUUUAGCCUCUCUUUUACUGGACCAAGAGCCUAUUACCAUCACAGGUUUUAUCAAGAAAAAUUCAAAGACUACCCCAAGUUUCGAAAAGCUUUGAUUCCAUUCAUCUUUUGAGACCAAAACACCUGC
Molecule: messenger RNA, 781 nt
Organism: Stegastes partitus (bicolor damselfish)
Lineage: Eukaryota; Metazoa; Chordata; Actinopteri; Pomacentridae
Gene: srd5a2b
Product: steroid-5-alpha-reductase, alpha polypeptide 2b
Exons: 5
Coding region: 8-766 (252 amino acids)
Biological process (GO): steroid biosynthetic process
Cellular component (GO): membrane
Molecular function (GO): 3-oxo-5-alpha-steroid 4-dehydrogenase activity
Source: RefSeq, a predicted model, not a curated record